GGGAGAGAGAGAGAGAGGGUAGCUGUGAGCUAUAUAGAUAGGGGGCACAUGCGCUGUAGCUUUGCGUAUGAGAAUAUAUUAUCCAAAGCGUGGAGUGCUGAUCAGUGGUCUCCGCCCACUGCGUGGAAAAUGGGUGAGGACUGGAGAAACAAACCACAGCAGCAAUCCCACGGUCUUGGUUUCUGCUUCUUUGUCUCCUUCCUCUCUCUCUUCCUCUUGGCUUCUUCAGUAAAUGGAGCACAAGUGGCAGCAGCGCAGAGUGAGGCUGAGGCUGUCGUGGGGUAUGGCUACUCCCUCCAAUCGGCGUGGCUGAAUACCGCCCGUAAAUCGUUGCUCGCCAAUCUCGCCGUCAUCAGGCACACCUCCGUCUACGGCCCCGACGUCCAUAAUCUCCACUUCAUCGCCAGUGUGGACACAAAGGAUCGUCUGAGAGUUCUGAUCAGAGACGCCGACGACCAGAGAUGGGAAGUUCCCCAGGAUAUCGUCCCCCGCGAAACCCACUUCCCCCACCUCCGCCGUUCCCUCGCAGAGAAACAAUCCUCGCCGGCGCCGGAAACCCACUUCGUCCUGGACCCAAAAUCGGACCUCAUACUCACUCUCCGUAACAGCACACAAUUCUCCUUCACCGUGUCCCGCCGCUCCACCGGUGAUGUCCUCUUCGACACCGCCCCAGCCGCCUCCGACCCCGCCGGCAACACCUCUCUUGUUUUCAAGGACCAGUUCCUCCAGCUCUCCUCCUCCCUCCCUCUCCACAGGUCCUCCCUCUACGGCUUCGGCGAGCACACCAAGAAGACCUUCAAGCUCCAGCGCAACGACUCCUUCACGCUGUGGAACGCCGACAUCGCCAGCUUGGCUGUUGACUUGAACCUUUACGGGUCGCAUCCGUUCUACAUUGACGUCCGGUCGCCGUCGGCGGACGGCAAAGUCCCGGCAGGGUCCACUCAUGGGGUGUUGUUGCUCAACAGCAACGGCAUGGACGUCGUCUACGGCGGUGACAGAAUUACUUACAAGGUUAUCGGCGGUGUCCUAGACCUCUAUUUCUUCGCCGGCCCGUCGCCGAACACGGUGAUACAGCAGUAUACGGACCUCAUCGGAAAGCCUGCCCCAAUGCCCUACUGGUCUUUUGGAUUUCACCAAUGUCGAUACGGUUACAAGAAUAUUUCUGAUGUUGAGGGAGUGGUUGCCAGAUAUGCAAAAGAAAAAAUCCCUCUUGAAGUCAUGUGGACAGAUAUUGAUUACAUGGAUGGAUUUAAGGAUUUCACAUUUGACCCCGUUAAGUUUCCAUUGCCCAGGAUGCAGAAAUUUGUUGACAGACUUCAUAAAAAUGGUCAGAAGUAUGUGCUCAUUGUUGAUCCUGGUAUCAGUGUGAAUGAUACUGAUGGGACUUAUUUAAGAGGGAUGAAGGAUGAUGUCUUCAUAAAACGUGAUGGCAUUCCUUACAUGGGAGAAGUUUGGCCAGGAGUAGUCUACUUCCCUGACUUUCUAAAUCCUGCUUCUAUGCCAUAUUGGGCUAAUGAAAUCAAAAUAUUUCAUGAUCUUCUCCCCGUUGAUGGCCUUUGGAUUGACAUGAAUGAGUUAUCCAAUUUCUUAAGUCCUGUUGCCACCCCAAAUUCCACGCUCGAUGACCCUCCCUAUAAGAUCAACAACUCUGGGGAUUAUAGUCCAAUUGGUAAGAAAACUGUUCCAGCAACAGCUCGGCACUUUGGUAAUGUCUCAGAGUACAAUGCCCAUAACUUAUAUGGAUUACUAGAAGCCAAAGCCACCCAAGAAGGCCUAAUCAAAGUGACUGGUAAGAGGCCCUUUGUGUUGUCGAGAUCAACUUUUGUUGGAUCUGGCAAGCAUGCAGCACAUUGGACCGGAGACAAUGGAGCCACAUGGGAUGACUUGGCAUACACGAUUCCCUCCAUUUUAAAUUUUGGACUGUUUGGAAUACCUAUGGUUGGAGCUGAUAUAUGUGGUUUUAAUAAAAAUUCAACUGAAGAGCUCUGCCGCCGUUGGAUUCAGCUGGGGGCCUUUUACCCCUUUUCAAGAGACCACUCUUCCAUUAACACAAUUCGUCGAGAGCUCUAUUUGUGGGAUUCAGUUGCAACAUCAGCCCGGAAGGUUCUUGCACUCCGCUACCGGCUGCUUCCCUGCUACUACACAUUAAUGUACGAGGCACACAAAACAGGCACACCAAUUGCCCGACCACUGUUCUUCUCAUUCCCUCUUGACAUAAAAACUUAUGAGAUCAGCAAACAGCUUCUUAUUGGUAAAGGAGUGAUGGUAUCACCCGUUUUGAAGCCAGGAGCAGUCUCAGUGAAUGCUUACUUUCCAGCGGGAAAUUGGUUCAACCUCUUUGACUACUCGCGUUCUGUAAGUGUGAGCUCAGGAAAGUAUGUCAAGCUUGAUGCUCCUGAGCACGACAUAAAUGUGCAUGUUCGAGAAGGAAACAUUUUGGCAUUGCAAGGGGAAGCUAUGACCACAAAAGUAGCUAGAAAGACACCAUUUGAACUCUUGGUGGUGGUUGGUGCCAAUGGAAACAGCAGUGGGGAAGUUUUCUUGGAUGAUGGAGAGGAAUUGGAGAUGGGAGGGAAAGGAGGGAGGUGGACUUUUGUGAGGUUUUAUGGCAGAGUAGCUGGAAAUAAAGUUGUUGUAGGAUCUAAUGUUGUAAAUCCGAAAUAUGCUUUGAGCCAGAAGUGGAUUGUUGAUAAGGUUACUGUUUUAGGUUUGAGGAAGGAGAAUAAGAUCAAUGGAUAUGAAUUACACACCACCAAGGGAUCCAACUCGGGAAGAAACUCAGGGGCAAGAACAAGUUUUCACAGCAGCAAUGAACACUUUGUUGUGCUGGGCAUUUCACACCUCUCACAGCCUAUAGGAGAAGGUUUUGAAUUUGAGCUGAACUUCAGGAAAUAAAGGAAACAGUACUGCAGAGUGCAAUUUGAAUUAUUAUUAUUAUUUUUUCCUGGAGGGUCUUCAUUAAAAAAUGAAUGAAAUGUGAGAGAAUUUCAUGUAUGGCAUGGGUAAGUGUGAUAUAAUGAAGUUUGAUGACUAAUAAUAGCAAGAAAUGUUCAUUUUCUUUUUCUUCC
Malania oleifera is the source of this 3068-nucleotide messenger RNA. RefSeq names its product alpha-glucosidase-like. Lineage: Eukaryota; Viridiplantae; Streptophyta; Magnoliopsida; Santalales; Ximeniaceae. The record is from RefSeq and is a predicted model, not a curated record. Gene Ontology annotation, molecular function: hydrolase activity, hydrolyzing O-glycosyl compounds; carbohydrate binding. The coding region runs from base 49 to 2895 and encodes 948 amino acids. Gene Ontology annotation, biological process: carbohydrate metabolic process. The transcript has 5 exons.